Molecule: messenger RNA, 1988 nt
Organism: Branchiostoma belcheri (Belcher's lancelet)
Lineage: Eukaryota; Metazoa; Chordata; Leptocardii; Amphioxiformes; Branchiostomatidae
Product: N-acylethanolamine-hydrolyzing acid amidase-like
Exons: 11
Coding region: 236-1306 (356 amino acids)
Biological process (GO): fatty acid metabolic process
Cellular component (GO): lysosome
Molecular function (GO): fatty acid amide hydrolase activity
Source: RefSeq, a predicted model, not a curated record
GGGUCACCAGCGACUGUGAACUGUGGGGUGAGGGUGAGACUUCCUAACAAAACAAAAACUUUGCACUUUGUACCGCCCUUGGAGUCGUGCGAAUCCCGUGACAGCCGCAAGGUAUUGCAGCUCAUGUCAGUAGGCUGGUCAUCACAAUCAGUUCAAGGAUUAAGUUGUAAAGUUCAGCAACCAAAGGCAUUGACCAGUGCGGAAAAGGUGACCUAGUUCAGCUGAACCACACAACAUGGAUGCCUGCCGAGCCCUGCUCAUGUCCCUGGGUGUCCUGUCCCUGAUCCUGGUCCCGACCUCCGCCAGGGACGUUCCUGUCAAGCGGUACGUGGUUAAUCUGGACAGCCCGCCGGAGGAACACUUCCUGCCCAUCUGCCAGGACCCGGGAAUACAGGAACUCAUCCCGAUACUCAAGAAAGACGCCAAGGAUAUGAUCACGAGUGUGGUGCCAGCAGAAGUUCUGCCUCUCCUGGAGGUUCUGACUGCAGACCUGGACCAGUACCUCCCUCAGCCCUUCGCAGGAGAGAUGCGGGGCAUCGCCAACUGUACUGGGAUCGACCUGGGGCAGAUCGUCAUCCUAAACAUCGUGUACGACUUGACUGCUUUCUGCACCAGUAUUGUUGCCCAGGACUCCAAGGGAACCAUCUGGCAUGGGAGGAACUUGGACUAUGGCUUUGGGGACUUCCUACGCAACAUAACAGUCCUGAUCGACUUCCAGACCAAAGGACAGACCCUGUACACGUCCACCAGCUACCUGGGGUACGUGGGAGCACUGACAGGUCAGAGGCCAAACACGUUCACCAUCACAGUGGACGAAAGGGACCAGGGUGCUUGGUGGAUGAAUGCCCUGGAGGCCCUACUGAACAAGCAGGCUUCACUCAUGAGCUUCCUUGUCAGAGAGACUCUGGCAGAAGCUGACAGCUAUGAUGCAGCCAUACAGAGGUUAGCGUACACACCUCUCAUUGCACCCGUGUAUUUCAUUGUGGGAGGUGCUAACGUGGCAGAGGGGGCAGUCAUCACACGCGACCGAACAUCUGCCCUGGACAUCUGGACCCUGAACCCAGCUCAGGGAAGGUGGUUUGUGCUGGAAACAAACUAUGACCAUUGGGUGGAGCCGCCAGCUCAUGACAACAGAAGGGCACCAGCGAUGAAGGCCAUGAACACAACGGGACAAGAUGGAAUCAACGCAUCCUCCAUGUUUCAGGUGCUGUCAGUUCAUCCAGUGCUGAACAAGGAUACUACCUACACAGCCAUCAUGAGUGCAGCACAACCGCAGGUCUACAACACCUGGGUACGCUGGCCCUAGGGACUGGCCUGGGUACGCUGGCCCUAGGGACAGGCCUAGGUACGCUGGCCCUAGGGACAGGCCUGGGUACGCUGGCCCUAGGCUAGGGACAGGCCUGAGUAUGCUGGUCAUGGGGCAAUGAGUAUAAAUAACAGGGGAAAUCUUUCAACAACAAAGGAUGAAUGCUUUGAAAACAAAAUUUAUUGAUGUGCAAUACAUUUGUGGAUGCUGUAUAAAAAGAUAUAUAGAUUUGUUUAAGGGUUGGGGGAUGACUAAUCUCCAAGCAGGUCCAACUCACUUUGCAGGGCUUUGGAGACUCUGUAAUACUGUUCCAGAACUCUGACUGCCUUCAAUAGUGGUAACGUUAGGUGACCAGAGACACCUACAUAUUGUAGACUGUCCUAUCUUGAUGUUAAAACACUGAUGAAAAGCAACGAGAAUCAUUGAAAUGUCUCAGUUAAUUUUCAGCUUCACUUCUGGUUGAACCUGUAACAUUAAGCAUUUUGUGAACUUUUGAAUGCAGGGUCUGCCUGUGUAAUUUUAAGGGCGAAUACAGGGUCUGCCUGUGUAAUUUUAAGGGUGAAUACAGGGUCUGCCUGUGUAAUUUUAAGGGCGAAACAGUAUUACUACUGAUGAACAAAGAAUGUGUGGUAUUUUUAUGGUGAAAUUGUGCCUAAUAUUUUUAUUGUGUGAACUAUGCAAU